Stylonychia lemnae is the source of this 1710-nucleotide messenger RNA. NCBI's taxonomy places the organism in Eukaryota, Ciliophora, Spirotrichea, Sporadotrichida, Oxytrichidae. The record is from the annotation of a GenBank genome assembly.
AUGAAUUAAGGGAAGCCAAUUUAAAAAGAUAUUUUGAAAGAUGUGAGUGGAUAUGCCCUUCCUGGCGAGGUGCUGUAUCUUAUUGGGUCUUCAGGUUCAGGUAAAACUUCUCUACUUAAUGUUAUUUGUGAUCGAAUUAUACCCAAUAGGAACGUUAAACUUUAAAAGAAUGUCAUAAUAAAUGAUAGAAAAGAACUUGAUUCAAGAUCUUUUUCAAAACUAGGAGCUUAUGUGAUGUAAGAUGAUAUAAUUUUUGAUUUCUUCACUCCUAAAGAGGCUCUUAGAUUUGCUUGCAGACUCAAACUUAAAGUUGAUAAAGCUACUUAAGAUUAGCUGAUAUUAAAGUUAUUGGACGAAUUGGGACUUAACAAUGUACAGAAUACGAGGAUAGGAGGAAGAAGGAAAAAAUUACUUUCUGGUGGGGAAAUGAAAAGAGUAGCAAUUGGAAUAGCUUUGAUAACUGAUCCUUUACUGUUAAUAUUGGACGAACCAACCUCUGGUAUAGAUAGUUUUAGAGCCAUGAAAAUAGUAAAAUUACUAAAGAGGUAGGCUGAGAAAGGAAAAACAGUUAUUGCUACUAUACAUCAACCAAGUACUGAGGCUUUCAGGCUAUUUGAUAGAAUACUAUUAAUGACUGAUGGUUUAGUAAUUUAUGAAGGAGUACCUCCUCAUUCAUUAAAAUAUUUUAAAAGUAUUGGAUUCCCUUGUCCCAAGUACUCUAAUCCUUCAGAUUACUAUAUGUCUAAUAUUCUAACGGUAGAUUAUCCAAAGACUGAAAAAUUUGAAAGAAAACUACAAUUUUUGCUGGAUAACUAUUAGACAUAUAUAGUGCCAUUAGUAUUAGAGGCGGAGGGAAGUGUUAUUUUGAAUGACGUGGACAGAGACAUUAUGACUUAAGUCACUAGUAUUAGAGAAUAGUUCAGAUAAUUGAUUGGAAGAGAGAUUCUGGGAUAAAUUAGGAAUCCUUAGCAUUUAAGAGUAAAAGUAGCUAGAUAAAUAAUAGUAGGUCUUCUUAUUUUAGCAGUAUUUUUUGGGUUAGAUGGUAACAAUGCCUAAGAUAUUAAGGGUUUAUCAGGAUGUCUAUUUUUCAUUGCAGUGAAUUAGACAAUGAUGUAUUUGUUUUCAUCGCUUAUUGUUUUUCAAGAAGAAAGGCCAUUAUUUCUAAGAGAAUACUCAGAGAAAAUGUACAGACUAAUUCCUUACUUUCUUACAAAAGUUAUUGUAGAUAUACCACUAGGUAUUCUCCAAGCUAUUAUAUUUUCAAUUGUAGUAUAUUUUGGCAUAGGAGUCAUAGUAAAUGCCUGGCUUUUUUUCAGAUUUUUAUUUGUUGUGCUACUAAUUGGGUUUACAGGGAAUGUUGGAGGCUACUUUAUAUCAUCAUUAUUUAGGUAAACUGAGACUGCCGUAUUGUUUGUGCCAGUAUUCCUAAUGCCCCUGAUAUUGCUGGGAGGUUUCUUUGCUAAUAUUGGCAAAACGUAGAGAUGGAUUGUUUGGAUGCAAUAUCUGUCGCCUAUUAGAUUUGGUUCUGAAGCAUUAUUAUAAAAUGAGUUUUCAAGUAGAACUGAUAUCCCACCUGCUGCAAAUCCGUUAAAUAUAUUCAAUUACAAUCUUGGCUAUUGGCUAUCUAUGGUUUUGCUGGUUUGUUUGGCUAUUGUUUUGAUGAUUUGCGGAAUGAUUUUUUUGAAGUUUUUCAUUUCAAGGCCUUAAUGA